Molecule: messenger RNA, 5625 nt
Organism: Corticium candelabrum
Lineage: Eukaryota; Metazoa; Porifera; Homoscleromorpha; Homosclerophorida; Plakinidae
Product: hemicentin-1-like
Exons: 22
Coding region: 1-5625 (1874 amino acids)
Cellular component (GO): membrane
Source: RefSeq, a predicted model, not a curated record
AUGCAGUUGAAGCCAUUUCGACCUAUUCUGUCUGAUUCUAAUUUGAACACAACACAAAGUCGUGUUCUCCUAUUCAGGAAUAGAGCGAAGAGCCUAAACAUCCGGGCUAUUUUGGCACCAAUAGUCACUCUGUCACCAAUAUUAGCUUAUGAUUUGGCAACAGGAAAUUUGUAUCUGGACACCCCUGAAUUUAGACGGCGGAAUGAUCAAAUGAUCCAGUUCAAAUUGGAAAUUCUGAACUUGAAUCAGCUUCUUGAUAUUUAUUCAGCAGCUACGGCAACUGCAUCUAGUUUUGCAUCAUACUACCCUCCUCAGUGGGCAAUUGAAGGAAGCAGUGAAAGAUAUGAUUAUGCUUGCUUUCUGUCACAAAAUGAAUCAGCUCCAUGGUGGCGUUUGGAUUUAAAAAUUUUGAGAAACAUUUUCAAUGUGAGAAUUGUUGCUGCUACUACUCGAGCUCUUUUAGAUGGUCUUACAGUAUAUGUGAGCAAUGAAACUAGUCUAAAUGUAAUGAAUGAGAAAGCUCAAUGUGGUGACAGUCUUACUGAUGGCACUGGGGUGGAUGUCAUAACAUUUGAUUGCAAUGGAACUCUAGUAGGACGAUAUGUCUACAUCACUACAUCUACAACAGGGCAGCUGGCAAUAUGUGAAGUUAUGCUUAAUGUACAAACAGGAUCAACGUCAACUGUUAGCUUUAGUUCUAUUCAAGCUGAAGCUGUUCAAAGUCCAGGUGAUGAUGGAAGUAGAACAGCUGACUUGGCCAUUGAUGGUAAUGAAUCCUACAUUGAAGCACAGUGUGCAUCUACAAUUAGUGGUUCUAACCCAUUUCUCAGAAUUGAUUUAAAACGACCACAUUUGAUCACUAAGGUUGAUGUCAAGUUUUAUGAUAGUGGUGGAAAUAGAUCAACUGUACAUGUGGGAGGCAACUUGUAUAAUGCUCGCAAUUACCAAUGUGGACCUCUUUUGUCAUAUGAAAACAAUUCUGAAGACUUUUACAGUUUUGUGUGUGGUAAGGCUCAACUUGGACAAUAUGUUGUUGUGAGUAUUAGUGGCACAGCUCAACUGCAGGUGUGUGAAAUUCACGUCAUCACAGAGAAACUACUGGACAUAUAUGCAACAGGCUCUGUUACUGCAUCUUCACAAACUUCGGACGUCAGUCACACUUGGAAAGCAGUAGAUAGAUUCACUACUACUACUGAUACCACAAGUUAUCGUUCAGUUCGAUAUGUAAAGCCAAAUGCUUACUGGAGACUGGAAUUGAUGGAAUUUGCAACUGUUUCUUUGGUGAAAAUAUCAUCAGUGAAAAACAACGGCCGACGUGGUGACUUAUUUGGAACUACUGCAUAUAUUGGCAAUACAACAACCAACAGAGGAGAGGACAACACUGCAUGUGGAACAAUAUCUGAAACAGCAACAAUAGUUAUUUAUAUUCAGUGUGUCAAUCCGAUUGUAGGGAAGUACAUAUACUUGGUUGCUUCUCGUAGACUUCUUCUUGAUGAAGUUGAAUUUUACAAGCCAGGUUUGCCAAUUAUAACAAGUCCACCCCAAUCACAGCAAGUCAUUUCUGGUUCAAACAUAUCUCUUGCCUGUUCGACAGAUGCAACACCACUACCCUCGAUCACAUGGAAACAUGGAAUGACAGCUGCAAGUGGUGCAGUAUCUCAAACGGUUUCUAAUGCUUUUACAAUGACAAGCAUGCUAACAUUGACAUCUGUGGAACGAUCUAGAAGUGGAAAUUACACAUGUGAGGUAACAAACUCUGAGGGAACACGUAGUGCUGUAGCUCUUCUCACGGUGCUUUAUGCUCCUGCAGUAGCUGCAAUGACUCAGUCUGUUGUUGCAUUGCAAGGAUCCACUGCCAUGCUGCUAGUAACAAUCUCAGGAGCUUCACCUGAUGUCCCAAACAAUGCUGCUAACAGAACAUGGUCUGGUCCAUCAGGGACAAUUACAACCAACAGCAAAUAUAACUUCUCUACAGAUCGAUACAAUCUGUUUAUAAAAGGUGUUGCUUUUACUGAUUCGGGAAGCUACAAAUUUACGGCUUCCAAUCUGAUUGGCAGUACAGCUAUUACAAUCACAUUGACUGUAGAAGCUGCUCCUGUUGUUAUUACCCACCCUAUCUCAUCAACAAUAAAUUCUUCUCAAACAGCAACAUUUGCUUGUGUAUUCACUGGAUAUCCUCCACCAAAUGUCACAUGGGAAAGAAAUGGAAACUUGUUACAGCGUGGAAGUAGAAUACAAAUACACGAGAUGGGUAACUCAAUUACUGGUCGGACUAGCACAUUAACUGUGACAGACACGACAGUAGAAGAUACUGGCAAUUAUAUUUGCAAUGCAAGUAACUCAAGGGGCUAUAAAUUGAGUGACUCAGUCCUUCUUACUGUCCAAGUGAAACCAACUGUAGUUGCUGUCAUGUCUUCUAUCGUUGUUCGAGAAGGCAGAACUGCUACUUUUACCGUCAAUAUCACCACAGCAAUUCCUACAGUGCUCAACUCUGCUGGUUCUCGUAAAUGGCAAUUUCCUAAUGGUUCAACCAUCACUUCCAAUACACGAUAUAUCUUUUCCUCUGAUUUCUUAACUUUAUCCAUUCACACGGUAACUUCUGCUGACCAUGGUGUUUACACUUUUCAAUCAUCAAAUGUUGUUGGAGUUGGGAAAGUAACUAUUACACUUUCUGUCACUUCAGGAAAACCUUUAAUUGCACUGCAACCUAGUAAUGUUGAGGUAAAUAGCAGUGCAACGGCAAUGUUUACAUGUAAUGCCACAGCUUACCCACAACCUUCUUUCACAUGGAAACAUGGGUCUACUAAUUUGACAUCUACUGACGACAUCGGCAUAAGUGCAACUGUUGGUAGUGACCCUUACAGCAGUACUCUUACUCUGUCCAAUGUGAAGUCAUCUAAUGCUGGAAACUACAGCUGCCUUGCCAGUAACAAUAGAGGAAAUGCAAAUAGUGUUACUGCAUCUCUCACUGUAUAUGUUAAACCAGUUGCUACAGCUGUUAACAGCAGCGUGACCAGCAUAUUGGGAAGCAGCGCUCUUUUAAAAGUUGCUAUUACGAAAGCUAAUCCUAUUGUUUUAAAGGACAAGAGGACUUGGCAAAAGGACAGAACAGAAUUGAAUGGAACAAAAUACUCAUUUUCUAGUGACAGACUUACUCUCACCAUCAACAAUGUGGUGGCUAGUGAUGCAGGUAACUACAUCUUUACUGCCACUAACCGAGCUGGUAGUGGGACAGCUACUAUAAUGGUCAUAGUUCUAGGACUUCCAGUGAUCACCCAAAAUCCAACCUUUAAUGCUGUGAACAAAAGUGGAACUCUUGAAGUAACUUGCAGAGCGACUGCUGCUGGAACAGACCCUAAACCUACAAGUUUUAAAUGGAAAAGAAACGGCUCUGAGUUGAUGACUAAUGACAGACUAAGCUAUUCAACAAACAGUUUUCAGGGAGCGCUUGUUGGCACUCUGGUUAUUAAAACAGUAACAGUUGAUGACAAUGGUGACUACAGGUGUAUAGCAGUAAGCAGUGGUGGACAAACACAAAGCGAUGUUGUGGCAGUUAGAGUCCAAGUUGCUCCAGAAAUUUCUGUUUCACCUGGCAAGCAUAUUGCAGUAAUUGGAGAUGAUUCAAAAGUUGAAUUUGAGCUGAUGAUUAAAAAUGCAAACAUUGUGUUUCCCGCUGUCGUCGGUGCUAACAUUGUCUGGAAGUUCACAAACCAAAUUAUUACAGCUAGCACCGCUUAUAGCUUUAGUGGAGCUAAUGAUAGAAUAUUUAUUACUGGAAAAGAGAGUUUAAGUGGUAACUACUCUGUGGAGGUGACAAAUGCUGCUGGACGUACAACAGCAGCAUUUCAACUAUCAGUAUUAGUUCCCGUAACGAUAGACCAGUUCUUAGCCAACACAACAGUUAAUGAGACAGAAAGUCUUACUCUCAACUGCAGUGCUCAUGGUGUACCUGAGCCAAACAUUGCUCUAUAUCGAGUGGUAUUAGGGUCAAAUCAGAAGCUCACGGGCUCAAUGAUAGUCUCUGGAAAAUUACUAAAUGGAGAUCCGUACAUGGCUUACAACAUAAAUUCAACUGAAGGAUUAGACAGCGGACAAUACAAGUGUAUUGCUACAAACGAUGUGCGGCGGUCAGAAACAGCCAUUUCAGAUCAGAGAACCAGUGAAAGCUCAGUGAUUAUUACUGUCAAUGUUGCUGCAAGAAUUGAUAUUCCAUCACGACCAUUAUCAAUUUCUGUUGUCAGGAAUAGGUCCUUGGCUCUUCAUUGUUCAGCAACAGGCACUCCUACUCCCACAUACAGCUGGACUCAUGACAGUCAAUCUGUUGAUAUAUCACGUUCUGGAUAUUUCCUUUGGCCAAAUGGAACUUUGGUUGUUGGAAAUGUGGGUUUAGAAGAUGCUGGUGAUUAUGUCUGCACAGCAAGUAAUUUGCUUUACUCAGAUAUGGCUGAUGUUCAAACAGUAACCGUACAUGUUGCGCCUCAGAUUAGGUUUCCUGAACGUUCUUUUACAGUCAAUUUUACUACUCCAUCUCAAAUUUCAAUUGGGUGCAGUGCUACAGGCAUUCCGCAACCAAUAGUUGAAUGGCGUGUAGCUGAUACAAAUAACAUAGUUACCAACAGUGCAAAGUAUUCUGUAAAAUUUGAUGUUGAUCAAAGCUCAAGCAAAGCAGUCUUUGAAGUGAUAAGCAAUUUGACUAUCUACAACACGAUCACCAGUGAUACACGCCCAUAUGUUUGCAGUGUUACAAGUCAUGAGUUUACAACUCCUGUAGAGACAACAAUCAAUGUCACUGUACAAGUUGUUCCAACAUUUAUAUCAUCACCCGAGAAUGUGACUGUACUAGCAGGGACUCAGGCUGGUUUACGAUGUGCUGCUUCAGCUGCACCUGUCUCAUUUAUUGAAUGGAGGAAAAAUGAAGACAUCCUAACAAACAACAGCAGAUAUAUGAUAGUUGCAUCAUCGACUUCCACAUCUCCACUUUUUGGAAGACCGUUGAUAACAACGUCAAACAUGACUAUUACUGGCAGCCAUUACACUGAUGCUGGUAUUUACUUUUGUCGUUCUAUUAAUGCGGUUGGACAAGUUGACAGCAGGGAGUCACGUCUAGUUGUUCAAGUUUCGCCAAAUUUUACUGCACAGCCACUAUCUCAAAUUCGUAACAUGACUGAUUUGGUGAUGUUUACUUGUGCAGCCACUGGAGUUCCAGAACCAAAUAUUACAUGGCAAACAACAGGAGGAGCUAUUAUUUCUCCUUUAGCAAUAAACGAUAUUGUGUUGGGUUCAGAUAGCACUCUCUACACGACAACAAGUCGUCUUACAAUUAGCAACAUCCAUAAAAGCUAUGAUGGUGAUUUUGUUUGUACUGCAUCGAAUGACAUAGAACCAUCUGUAAUGUCCAACAGUGCAACUUUGACAGUUCAAGCUGCUGUGCGUCUGCGAGAUGGAACGACAGCAGAAAAUGGGCGAGUUGAAGCCUACAUCAGUGGAUUGUGGGGCACCGUCUGUGACGACGAAUGGGACAUGCUUGAUGCAGCAGUCGUGUGUCGCCAGAUCGGCUUCGGUACAGCUGUGUGUGGUGUGGUGUGGUUUGGUGUGGCAUGUGUGUUUUGUGUGGUGUGUAUGUAG